AUGGAAGCCAACAUUAACAAUUCUCAACCGCUAACCAAAGCCAAAGCCCCACAACCUCCAAGAACUGGCACAGCUGUUAGAAUAACCGCCAAAAAGUCUAACAGCGAAUUAAGAGAAAUUCUUCAACAAAUUUGCUCUAAAUAUCUCAAAGACGCCGAAGAAAACACACAACCAGACGCUAUAUACAAUACUCAGUUCUGUGAAGUUCUGAACAAAGCAAUUGCUAGUUCAAUUGAACUUACUAAGACAAUUCCAAGUCCAAUUGAGCUUAGCGAUGUCUUAGUUCAGUAUUUUCCAACAUUUACUAAGCUUAUAAUGUUGAGAACUUUAUACCAAGUUCGUCAAAAUCUUCCUCGUUACAUGCAACGGUCAUUCGACAAGAGAAUUGCCGAAUUCCAAGUCUUUAGUUACGGAUAUGACCAAGAUGAAUACAUUGACGAGUUCGGAGACAACUGUACAAAAUGGUUUGA
This is a messenger RNA of Trichomonas vaginalis G3, 470 nucleotides long. RefSeq lists its product as uncharacterized. Lineage: Eukaryota; Parabasalia; Trichomonadida; Trichomonadidae. The annotation marks the transcript as partial. The record is from RefSeq and is a predicted model, not a curated record. The transcript has a single exon.